GCUGGAGCAUCCUCAGUCACCACUUUUGAUGUGAAGAUGACCAAGCUGGGGUUUCUCCGGCUCUCCUACGAGAAGCAGGACACUCUGCUCAAGCUCCUCAUCCUGUCCAUGGCAGCCGUGCUCUCUUUCUCCACGAGGCUCUUCUCUGUCUUAAGGUUUGAGAGUGUCAUCCAUGAGUUUGAUCCGUACUUUAACUAUCGCACAACCCGCUUCCUGGCAGAGGAGGGCUUCUAUAAAUUCCACAACUGGUUUGAUGACCGAGCAUGGUACCCCUUGGGCAGGAUCAUCGGUGGCACCAUUUAUCCAGGCCUGAUGAUCACAUCAGCAGCGAUUUACCAUGUGCUGCACUUCUUCCACAUCACCAUCGACAUCCGGAAUGUGUGCGUGUUCCUGGCUCCCCUCUUCUCCUCCUUCACCACCAUAGUGACUUACCACCUCACCAAGGAGCUCAAGGACGCAGGCGCAGGGCUCCUGGCUGCUGCUAUGAUCUCCGUGGUGCCCGGGUACAUCUCCCGAUCCGUUGCCGGCUCCUAUGAUAACGAAGGUAUUGCCAUCUUCUGCAUGCUGUUAACUUACUACAUGUGGAUCAAAGCUGUCAAAACUGGCUCCAUCUAUUGGGCAGCCAUGUGUGCUCUGGCCUAUUUCUACAUGGUCUCCUCGUGGGGUGGCUACGUCUUCCUGAUUAACCUCAUCCCCUUGCAUGUUCUUGUGCUGAUGCUGACCGGGCGCUUCUCCCACAGGAUCUACGUAGCCUAUUGCACUGUCUACUGCUUGGGAACCAUCCUCUCCAUGCAGAUCUCUUUUGUUGGCUUCCAGCCUGUCCUCUCCUCGGAGCACAUGGCUGCCCUUGGAGUCUUUGGCUUGUGCCAGAUCCACGCCUUCGUUGACUACCUUCGGAGCAAGCUGAACCCACAGCAGUUUGAAAUCCUCUUCAGGAGUGUCAUCUCCCUGGUUGGCUUCGUGCUCCUCACUAUUGGGGCUGUGCUGAUGCUGACAGGGAAAAUCUCCCCGUGGACGGGGCGUUUCUACUCCCUCCUGGAUCCUUCCUAUGCAAAGAACAACAUCCCCAUCAUCGCCUCGGUCUCGGAGCACCAGCCCACCACCUGGUCCUCCUAUUACUUUGACCUGCAGCUCCUCGUGUUCAUGUUCCCAGUUGGUCUCUAUUACUGCUUCAGCAACCUCUCGGAUGCCCGCAUUUUCAUCAUCAUGUAUGGCGUGACCAGCAUGUACUUCUCUGCUGUGAUGGUGCGUCUCAUGCUGGUGCUGGCCCCGGUGAUGUGCAUCCUCUCUGGCAUCGGGGUUUCUCAGGUGCUGUCCACCUACAUGAAGAACCUGGAUAUCAGCCGGCCAGACAAGAAGAGCAAAAAGCAGCAAGACUCCACCUACCCCAUCAAAAACGAAGUUGCCAGUGGCAUGAUCCUGGUCAUGGCUUUCUUCCUGAUCACCUACACCUUCCACUCCACCUGGGUGACGAGCGAGGCGUACUCGUCCCCCUCCAUCGUGCUCUCUGCCCGUGGUGGGGAUGGCAGCAGGAUCAUUUUUGAUGACUUCAGAGAAGCUUAUUACUGGCUGCGGCACAACACACCAGAGGAUGCAAAGGUGAUGUCCUGGUGGGAUUACGGGUACCAGAUAACCGCCAUGGCCAACAGGACCAUCCUGGUGGACAACAACACCUGGAACAACACGCACAUCUCCCGUGUUGGUCAGGCCAUGGCAUCAACGGAGGAGAGAGCCUACGAGAUCAUGCGGGAGCUGGAUGUCAGCUAUGUGCUGGUCAUCUUUGGAGGCCUCACUGGGUACUCAUCUGAUGACAUCAACAAGUUCCUGUGGAUGGUGCGGAUCGGGGGCAGCACGGACACAGGGCGCCACAUCAAGGAGCACGACUACUACACCCCUACGGGGGAGUUCCGGGUGGACCGCGAGGGCUCCCCGGUGCUCCUCAACUGCCUCAUGUACAAGAUGUGCUACUACCGCUUCGGCCAGGUCUACACUGAGGCCAAGCGACCGCCGGGCUACGACCGGGUGAGGAACGCUGAAAUCGGCAACAAGGACUUUGAGCUGGAUGUGCUGGAGGAGGCAUACACCACAGAGCACUGGCUCGUCCGGAUAUACAAGGUGAAAGAUCUGGAUAACCGCGGCUUGUCGAGGACGUAGAGGUGCUGAUGGCCUCCUCCCACCGCACUGACCCAGCCUUUGCCUGUGAAGCAGAAACGUUUUGGGGGGGGGGGGGGGGGUGGUUGGUUUUGGGGUUUUCUUUCGGGGGAAUUGGUUGUUUUCCUUUUGUUUUAUACAGUUUGUAAGCAGAGGCAGCAGUGGGGCCUCCCCGCCCCUCCCUGCCUGCCGGGGAGUGAUUUUUAUACACGAAGCAGUCGCCAAAUCGGGAAUAACGGCUUUAAUGGGGAGUUAUGAAUAAUAAAAGAUAAAAAAGG
Molecule: messenger RNA, 2429 nt
Organism: Neopsephotus bourkii (Bourke's parrot)
Lineage: Eukaryota; Metazoa; Chordata; Aves; Psittaciformes; Psittacidae
Gene: STT3A
Product: STT3 oligosaccharyltransferase complex catalytic subunit A
Exons: 17
Coding region: 37-2154 (705 amino acids)
Biological process (GO): post-translational protein modification
Cellular component (GO): membrane
Molecular function (GO): dolichyl-diphosphooligosaccharide-protein glycotransferase activity
Source: RefSeq, a predicted model, not a curated record